This is a messenger RNA of Chara braunii, 2491 nucleotides long. Lineage: Eukaryota; Viridiplantae; Streptophyta; Charophyceae; Charales; Characeae. The record is from the annotation of a GenBank genome assembly.
CCAAUCAUGAAAGAAGGGCAAAAGCCUGACCCAGCAAAUUCAAUGCUGGGCAAGUGAAGAGAGAGGGAGGGGAUUUAUCUAGGCCCUAGGGUUCGAUCAACGAGUUAUAUAUAAUUAAGCUUCAAGCAAAGUCAUAAAGGUGUUUCUGUUCAGCUCUACAGAGGAUGUCACAAAGAACGGCUGGCAGUGUGUGACAAAGUCAAAAGUCCGUACUGAAUAAAAAGAAAGUCCGUACUGAAUAAAUCCGUCGGUUGCCUUCCUUUUUGUGAAAGUCAUGGUGAAGAGUCCGAAGACGAAGAGGUUAGUUUAUGGUGAGUGGAUUGGCCGUUGUGGGAACUUCAACGCCUUUCAAGUUGUGGUUGGAGUACAGUGGGUUUCUCUUUCCCAGAGGCGCCAGCGGAAGGUUAUAAGAGAGUUCAAGAACCAAAUUGGAUUGGAUUGGAUGCAUAAAGUAUGCCUGUUAUCAGCCGGCAGGGGAUUUUUUUUUCCAGCGGUCAAAUCGAUGCAGCAAUGUGGUUGUUGAUAGUGCCUAGAGAGCAGCAUCUGAUUCCAGUGGAGUGGGAUGUUUCGUCAAAUGUGCUGCACAGUGCGCACCCUGCGCUCAAAGCAGAAAUGCUGGUUUGCUAUGCCAGGACCACAGAUCGCGAUGGCGUGAUGUUAUCAUCAGAGAGACUGGGGCAAGAUACCUGUGAGGACCUGCGGAGGAAAUGAUGCAGUGCCACUUGCGAUUGUGCGCCCCUUAGGCUAGUGCUCAAUGAUGUCGUGGAUGGGUUUUGUUGUGGUUUUGCCCAUGUUGAACAAAAGGGGCUGCAGGGAGGUAAUAGCAUCGCCAUCGCCAUGGCCAUCACCGUCACCAUCAUCCCAGAAAGUGUUUGCAAACUUGAGCACGGACGUCAGGUUUUGCAUGACGCGUGAUGCGUGCCAUUGGGAGAAAAAGAGGGUGGUGAAUUGGAGGGACACAGUCAUGGUUCUUGCCUGCUGCUAUGGAUGAUAGGAUAUUGUGGGUGGGAGGGAGAGUCCUCUGCGGGAGCUAGCAAUGAUGUGAACAUCCUCAUGGUUCUUGCCUGCUGCUAUGGAUGAUAGGAUAUUGUGGGUGGGAGGGAGAGUCCUCUGCAGGAGCUAGCAAUGUGAACAUCCCCUUUCGUUUCCUGUUUUGUUUUUCCCCGCUUUGUUUUUGGAUUUUCUACGGCGGAGUUACGGGGGGGGUUACUACGGAGGUUCGACUGGUUUUUGACUCUUCAGGCUUCUUUCCAUUGCUCGAGUUUGAGGAAGGCUGUGCCACUGGGUCCUUGUUUCAGCUCUGGAAGAGCGUGUGUGACACUGUGUGUUGGCGUGACGAGGCCGGAAGUUUGGCACUUAGUCUAUCGUUUUUUUGUCCCCUUCGGAAUGUGGUGACCUUCAUCAACAGAGCAGGAAUGUGCGUGCUCGCUUCAGCAUGGCACGCCAAAUGAAUGUGUUUCUCGACCUGCUCUGCAGAACCAGAUGAUGCCAGGACUUGGCAUUCUGUACAGGGCCAUUUUAUGGAGCUGCACUGAAAGCGUCAUCAUAUCGAGCUUUGAGGAAGUGUUGGCUCCGUGCGUCACUCGUUAACUUCGAUGUCAGCGGUGUGAUGGCGCUGGCGAGAAUGGUCCGAAAUGGGUCCUCCCAAGUUGAGACUCUUGUGUGUGAUUUAUAUAUCCGAUGAAUGCAGUAGCAUUAUCUGCAGAAGCGGUGAAGGAAUCGGAGGGGGAAGCAGAAGCAGCAGCACUUCGGCGGCUGAAUGUGUGGAACGAAAUUCAACGACAAAGAUUACUAAGUACAAAGGCACAUUUUGGUAAUCGUACACUUACUUCAGACUUCCAGCCAUAUCUGUACGGAUUACGAAAUGAAAUUGGCAAAUUGCUAAUCGAUGUCGAAGCAUUUGGAUUGGGAUUACUCUAUAGCUAUGGAGACCAGCUGUGGUGAGUGUUGUUAGCGUAGGAGGUGUAGUGUAGUCACAAGUAGACUUGUUUGGUCGAUGUCCACUUUUGGAAAAAGGUCUGGGACAUGCAGCAGACUACAAGAUUUCUUUGUUUUUGUGUAUCUUUAACCUUUUUUUUUUUUUUUUUUUUUUUUUUUUUUUUUUUUUUUGCAACGGAGUAACGCUUUUUCAGAAUUUGGUGGUCUUGAGUGGGCAGUGUGAGGUUGACGGCUUUUCUAGAAUAGAAAAUCCUAGUUGAGGGGGUUAGAGGUGGGAUAUUGGAAUUCUGUGCAUGGCACUUUCCUAAUGCCUGUUCAUUUGUGACCUUCUCCUUUAACGCACGUGAUAGUGUCUCGUCCGUUUGAGAAUUCGGAUGUUUUCUCUUAGUCAGUUUAUGAGAUGUGUAGGAUGUAGUAAAGAGUAGGUUCAAAUGGAGGGGCAUUUGGGGUAUAACAACAAGCAGAACUUUUUUUUUUUUUUUUUGUUCCGCCUUUUAUGCAAAUUCUCAGUGUGUGUGCCAAAUGUAUAAAGAAGUAAAUUUUAGUUUGAGCA